CACAACCAUUUUAACCAUUUGUUACGUUUAGAACAAUUUAAACCAUUGGAAACUGAUUUCGUUCGCUUCAGCGCGGAGAAUUGAUUCAAUUGAUUUUGCUUUAAGACUUCUUAAAGUAAUUGUUAUUUUAGCAAAAGCAAAUUUCUGUGAAACUCAGUUCGUGUGUAAAACCAUGCUAGAAUCUCUGCCGCUUGAGAAUAGCUAUCCUAGUAACGUCAAGCUUAAAUACAAAAAGCUAUCCUAUCAAGCGACAACUCCUACUCGUGGAUCUCUCUUUGCUGCUGGUUACGAUCUUUAUGCUGCUCAUGAAGCUACCAUACCUCCUGGGGGUCGUGAAUUAAUUAAAACUGACAUACAGAUUGAAUUGCCAGAAGGUUGUUAUGGUCGUGUCGCUCCACGAAGCGGACUAGCCUUAAAACAUGGGAUUGAUGUUGGUGCUGGCGUCAUUGACCGAGACUAUAGGGGAAAUCUUGGCGUAGUACUUUUUAACUUUGGAGAACAAAAUUUUGAAAUAAAAAAAGGUGACCGUGUAGCACAACUGAUUUGUGAACGUAUUUUCUGUCCUGAAUUAAUGGAAUGUGAAUCGUUGGCGGAAACAGAUCGUGGUUCAAAUGGUUAUGGCUCAACAGGAGUGUAGAGCCUAAUAAUUUUAUCAGAAUCAAAAUAUUUUUUACAAUAAAUAUAUAAGAAAUAUAACCUAUUUUUUAUGCCUGCAAAUAACUUUUUAAAAAAUUAACAGACUAUCCAAUAUUGAGUUGAGUUGGCGACUUUUGUUACUCUUUAAACGUGAACUGGUCGUCCCGCCUAUGUUUGCAAAAGUACAUACUUCUCUCAUUUAGGUUUAAGAAAUGAUACUGAUCAAUUUUUGAUUGAUUGUUUGUUGAUACUUGAGUUUUGUACACACGUUUCUCUUCCGAAUUAUUAAAGACGAUCUUGUAGCACGUAAUAAUCAUGAGGCGUAGUGGCAAGUUGGAAAAAUGUUAACUCCAUUUUUUAAUUAGUUAUGAACCUGAGUGACGAGCAUACGAAUCCAUUCUAUUGAUAGCAUUGGUUUGGAUUUGAGAUCCUUUUAACAUAACUUAAGUACGUGAAUCACUCCGAAUAAUCCAUAAGAAUUGUUGACAAAGCAUCUUUGUU
Messenger RNA from Schistosoma bovis, 1137 nucleotides. Lineage: Eukaryota; Metazoa; Platyhelminthes; Trematoda; Strigeidida; Schistosomatidae. The record is from the annotation of a GenBank genome assembly.